This is a messenger RNA of Anopheles stephensi (Asian malaria mosquito), 4870 nucleotides long. It is a transcript of the gene AcCoAS, whose product is annotated as acetyl-coenzyme A synthetase. The transcript has 7 exons. NCBI's taxonomy places the organism in Eukaryota, Metazoa, Arthropoda, Insecta, Diptera, Culicidae. Gene Ontology annotation, molecular function: acetyl-CoA synthetase activity; AMP binding. The coding region runs from base 697 to 2706 and encodes 669 amino acids. The record is from RefSeq and is a predicted model, not a curated record.
AUGGUAACGCUCAUUCAUUGUAAGCAGCUCGGAUCGUUCGCAUCGUCGGAAGUCGUGCCGGUACGGAAAAUCGGUGUUGUUGCGUGUGCGUGGUGUGCUUUUUUUCUUCUAGCCAAAUCACGCCGAAAGUGAAGCGGGAAAAACAAAAGUGAAAAGAAUCCCGUAGUUGGCUUAGUAAUACAGGAAGAGAAAGAGAGAGAGAGAUAGCACUCUGUGUUUUUCCCAUUUCGGUGAAAAUUACGCACCAUUUUCGUGAGAGCGAGAGUAAGGAACAAAACAAAAAGGCAGCAACAACAACAACAGCAGCAGAACGGAAAGUCCCUCAAAGCCUAGCGUGACAGCAAAAAUCAUAUGCGCGCUGUGUACAGAACGAAAACAACGUUCGCUGAAACGUGUGUGUGAGUGUGUGUGUGUGAUUACAGGUCUACUUCGAUGAGUGUGUGUGGAAAAGUGGAAAAUUCUCUCUGCGUACGGAACGAAUUUUUGCAACAACGCGGUCAGUCGUCUGUGUGAAACGAAACGCGAAACUAGUAAGGUGUCAGUGUUCCGGAGACACACGUCUCGAGUGCACUACCUGGCAUCCCCGUUUGUAUCCAGUGAUUUUGCGACCGUAAACCGCACCUAGAAUAGGGAGAGCUGUUGUGUGAAGUGAAAUCCAGACCCCCCCCCUCGUAACGUCCUAUUAGCCUCGAGAUCAUGCCUUCGGAACCGGAAAAGAUUUUCAACCCGCAUGCGGAUGUCGCCAGCAAGGCGUACAUCAACAGUAUGCAGCAGUACCAGGAGUUCUACCAGCAGUCGCUGGAAAAUCCGGGCCAAUUCUGGGCGAACGUAGCGAAGCAGUUCCACUGGGAAACGCCGUACGAUCCGAAGAAUUUCUUCUCCUACAACUUUGACAUCUCCAAGGGUCCCAUCUUCGUCAAGUGGAUGGAAGGUGCCUCCACGAACAUUUGCUACAAUUUGCUGGAUCGUAAUGUAAAGAACGGGCUCGGUGAUACGGUUGCAUAUUACUGGGAAGGAAACCAUCCGGACGACUACAGCCGGCUGACGUACCGGAAGCUGCUGGAGGAGGUGUGCCGGUUCGCGAACGUGCUCAAGAGCCACGGCGUACAGAAGGGUGACCGGGUAUCGAUCUACAUGCCCAUGACCAUGGAGCUCCCGGUUGCAAUGCUAGCGUGUGCGCGAAUCGGUGCCGUUCACUCGAUUGUGUUUGCUGGGUUCUCGUCCGAUUCGCUGGCGGAGCGUAUGCACGACUGUCAGGCGAAGGUAUUGAUCACUGCCGAUGGGGCCUGGCGUGGUGAGAAAAUCCUUCACCUGAAGGAUAUCUGUGAUACAGCGAUGGACAAGGCGGAAGAGCUCGGCCAUCGCGUGCAGACCUGUAUCGUAGUGUCGCACAUUAACCGCGUUACGCCGGGCAAGGAGAAUUGGGAUGAUUCUUUUGAUACACCCUGGAGAGAUGGACGUGACUUCUGGUGGCACCAGGAGAUGGAAGAUGCCGAACCGGCCUGCUAUCCGGAAUGGAUGUCGGCGGAAGAUCCUCUGUUCAUGCUGUACACGAGCGGUUCCACUGGCAAACCGAAGGGUGUGCUGCAUACCACGGCCGGCUAUCUGCUGUACGCUGCGACCACGUUCAAAAUCGUGUUCGACUACAAACCGCUUGAUAUUUACUGGUGCACGGCUGACAUUGGCUGGAUCACUGGACACACGUACGUUCUGUACGGACCGUUGGCAAACGGGGCUACGUCGGUCAUGUUCGAGGGUACCCCCUUCUUCCCGGACACCGACCGGUACUGGGAAAUCAUCGACAAGUAUAAGGUGACCCAGUUCUACACGGCACCGACCGCGAUCCGUUCGCUGAUGAAGUUUGGUGACGAGCCGGUACUGAAACACGAUCUUUCGACACUGAGAGUGCUUGGAAGCGUCGGUGAACCGAUCAAUCCGGAAGCGUGGCUUUGGUACUAUCGCGUGAUCGGCAAGGAGCGUUGCUCGAUCGUGGACACCUUCUGGCAGACGGAAACUGGUGGACAUGUCAUUACACCGCUCCCAGGUGCUACUCCGAUGAAGCCUGGUUCUGCCUCGUUCCCGUUCUUUGGCGUGAAACCAACACUGCUGGACGAAAGUGGCACGGAGAUUAAGGGUGAAGGUGAGGGCUAUCUGGUGUUCUCGCAGCCAUGGCCAGGCAUGAUGCGCACCCUCUUCAACAACCAUCCGCGCUAUGAAUCGACGUACUUCUCCAAGUUUAAUGGUUACUACUGUACAGGAGAUGGUGCACGUCGUGAUGCGGAUGGCUACUACUGGGUGACUGGUCGCGUAGACGACAUGCUGAACGUGUCGGGCCAUCUUAUGUCCACCUCGGAAGUCGAAUCCGUACUAACCGAGCAUCCGCGCGUAUCGGAAGCGGCCGUCGUCUCGCGUCCCCACCCGGUCAAGGGUGAAUGUUUGUACUGCUUCAUCACGCCCAACCAAAACGAAACGUUCGACAAGACGCUCAUCAGCGAGCUGAAGGUGCUGGUCCGGGAGCGUAUCGGUCCGUUUGCCCAGCCGGACGUUAUCCAGCAUGCGCCCGGUUUGCCGAAAACCCGGUCGGGCAAAAUUAUGCGACGAGUACUGCGUAAGGUGGCGAUCAACGAUCGUGAUGUAGGCGAUACGUCCACCCUAGCGGAUGAGGCAAUCAUCGAACAGUUGUUUGCCAAUCGGCCUACCAACUAAAGUGUACCCAUCAACCGCCAUGGAGGGCAUGGUGCGCGAGUGUGGUGCCGAUCGUUUGUUUAGGUAUCUCAUUGGGAAAGGAUCAGUUUCUGUCGGCUUUUUCUGUACCAUAACCAUAACCUGCACCGUCACACAGACACACCGAGAGGGACAAAUACGCAUACUUACAAAACUUACGCCUCUAAUGCCGUAUAUCGAAAAACUAAUGCUGGACAUCGGGGAACAAAUGCAAAGGAUGGGAGAAUGCGCGUGGUGCAGGACUACCACAUGCGUACACGCUAGCUCGAAUUUGCGAUAAGAAAGGUGGACAUACACGAUUUCAGUGCAGUUGUAGCUUUUAAGAAGAUGAUGCCCCCCUCUCCAGACAGGGGGGUUGCUGGAUUUUUGGACGAACGUUUGCGCUAGAUCGAGCCUAUUGCUGUGUAACGCUGAUCGGUACGGAGUACGUGCACACACAUACUUUAAGUAGCUGUUAUUGCAUUGUAACCAACUUAAGGCUAUUUGUUUUUAGUAUUAAAUGUUUGCCUAGGCUAGCCAGCCGCCCAGUGGUGCUCUCACACGCGUGGCCGGGGGUGAAGUAAACUCCCGCUUUUCUCGUUUGUUGGCAAUCUCAAAAGAAAAAAAUCGGAAAAGUGAAGGCUUCUUAAAUUUAAAUUAAUAUUUUUGUGUUUUUACAUCCCGCAGUCAUCGGGUAGGUCGGGUGAACGAACACGAGCGGGCCUGCUCCCCAGGUGUUGCGCUAUUUCAAGGGAGAGAAAAGCUGGUGUUAUCAGAAGUCCUCCUAUUCUGUGUAGGGUUAGGGAUAUCUCGCAUAGCGAUGAUUGAUUGCGGAGAGACACAGACAAAGUAGGCCAAUGUGUGAGUGUGUGUAUGGUGUUGAAUAUAGAAUGCAAAGCAUACUAUGAUUUAAUAGUGAAAAAGUGGGCGAAGAAAACACACACGCACUCACACACACACACACACACAGUCACACACACAGUCACACAAACGUCUCCCUUUUCCCCCCGUUCAUCUCCCUUUUCCCCUUUUUCCAUUCUAAACCGCCAUACACGUGUGUAAAUUUCAAACCGAACACGGAUACGCACACACACACACAACACGUGCGGGAAAAUGAUAGCUAUAUUCCGCGCGGUAAUCAUACUUUUUUAUUAUUAUUUCCAUUGCUUCUUUACUUUAAUCGUUUAUAAGUUUUGUCACAAAUAAACACUCACAACGCUUGACAAAAGCCACGUACGCUAGACUACACUUAAAGUACCCGAAACCCCAUUACCACUUCACUACCAUACCAUGCUAGUACCUCACACGGUUCCUCAGUUUCUCUUCUACAUGUUUGGGCCACAGAUGACGCUGACGAUUCCAUUGAGCUCUACCGUUCUAUAACUAUAAAUCAACACAUAUCAUUUUCCGCUUCUUGGGUGUUUCUUCACCUAUAGGAAAGGAAAACUAAAGAAAACCCAUUUGUAGAAUUAAGGAAAAUCUAUGCCACCCCAUUGCAUUGUAUUAGAAGUUUAUCAACUGUUAAACCGUAGCGGCUAUAGCUCUGCUCACACAAACCCGAGCAGCAAAGUGUAUUCCCCUUUGUCGCGGGUUGUUAUCUGGGACUGGAAAAUUGUGCUACGGAGCAUCGGCGAGAAACAUUGGAAAGCAAGGUUUCGUUUGGACUAUCCGGCCGCGCGAAAGUCAUUUGGCGGGGAUAGGGUUAGAAAAAAAAGCUGGUUCGCGUAACCUUAUGCUUAUCAUCGCCCAACAACGAUACAUAUCAUGUGUGCGUGCCUACACACCAAAAGCCACUCAAAGCAGGGUGGGGAGAGACUGAGCAAUGCUGGGUCAGCAACAGUUGGCCUAGUUCUUGGUGCGCUCCCCGUUUAUGUUGUGGUGGUCAUUUGUAAUUGGGGUAUACUUUUGAGAGUGGUAGCUGGAUGUGCGAUCAGCUUGCACUACGCUACCACUUACUUACUUUUACUGUAGCACUGCGCCUUAGCACAGGCCAGCCCAAUAUACCUGCAUGUUGUUCGUUCUCGUGAGUCUAUACAAAACUCGAAGGAUGUAGUGCUCAUUCCAGAUAUUAAAGAAAUAACUAAUGAAAACCAGAAAAAAGUGAAACGCAAAUAACUGUACUGAUGCAACACGAUACUGGAAUAAAUAUUCUACCGGAACAUAUCAA